AAACAAGAAAUCAAGACCCCAUUGGCGCCUCCGCCGGUGGGCGCCUACUCUCAGGCCAUACGAGUGGGCUCUACGGUGUAUGUGUCGGGACAGAUCGCGAUAGACCCGGCGUCGGGUCGGUUAGUGUUGUCGCCGUUUGAGGCGCAGACCGAACAGGUGUUCCGCAAUCUAAGGGCAGUUUGCGAGGCGUCCGGCGCUUCUCUCGACCGUAUCGUCAAACUAACCGUUUUUAUCAAAGACUUGCGACAAUUCCCGGCCGUUAACCGCGCGAUCGAGAAGUACUUCCAGAGGCCAUAUCCGGCCCGCAGUAGUAUAGAGGUGUCAAGUCUUCCACGCGGUGUCGAUCUAGAAGUCGAGGCCAUUCUUCAGCUCUGA
Medioppia subpectinata is the source of this 375-nucleotide messenger RNA. The record is from the annotation of a GenBank genome assembly. Lineage: Eukaryota; Metazoa; Arthropoda; Arachnida; Sarcoptiformes; Oppiidae.